AAUAUAAAUCGGGAUAUCUGAUCCCAACGGAUUGAAAGUGACAGAUAUUCAAUGUCGGCGCGGAGACUAGCAGUCAUGUUCCUGGGUGAUGUGAGCCCCGAUUGGUAGAUUUUAAGAGAUAGAUUGACAAUUGGAACUAUUUGUUGAAGAGCUUCCCAAUUCGUUGUUCCCAAAAGAAAAAUGAAUGCAUUCAGACUUCUGAACAUUAGAGCUGCCAGUAGUGCUUUGCGCACUUCGAGACAAUGCAAGGUGAUUCCUGUUCGUGCAUUUCACCAAUCCGUUCCUUCUUUGGCAGCCAAGGUGGUCUCCACUCGCAAGCUUCUGCCAGAAAGCCAAGCUCGUCUUGAAGCUCAGGACUUGGAUUUGGUUCAGUGGCCCGAAGAACGAUCCAUGCCCCGUGACCUUCUUUUGAAGGAAAUCAAGGGUGCCGAAGCCUUGAUCUGUAUGCUGUCCGAUAAGAUUGAUAAGGAAAUUUUAGAAGCUGCAGGUCCACAGUUGAAGCUUGUCACCACCAUGAGUGUCGGUUUCGAUCACAUUGACUUGGAAACAGCUCGCAAGAAUGAUAUCACCAUUGGUUACACUCCCGGUGUAUUGACCGAUGCCACCGCCGAUUUGACGGUCUUGUUGACCUUGGCCGCCGCUCGUCAUAUGAAACAGGGUAUCCGUGCUGCAGAAACUGGUGAAUGGACCGAAUUCCGCCCUGACUGGCUUUGCGGUUAUCAAUUUACCAACAAGACUCUCGGUGUGGUCGGCAUGGGACGCAUUGGUGAAGCUGUAGCUCGUCGUCUCAAGGCUUUUGGCAUCAACCGCGUUUUGUAUUGGGGUCGUAAAGAGAAGCCUGCUCUCAAAGAAUCAUUGAACGCCGAAUUUUCCACCUUUGACAAUCUGUUGGCAGAGUCCGACUACGUCGUCACAUGCUGUUCUUUGACCCCCGAUACCAAGGAUCUUUUUGACUAUAAUGCUUUCAGCAAGAUGAAGAAGAAUGCGAUCUUUGUCAAUAUUUCGCGUGGUGCUGUGGUGCAGCAGGAUGACCUCAUCCGUGCCUUGGAAGAUAAUUUGAUUGCUGGUGCUGGUCUGGACGUGAUGACCCCCGAACCCUUACCGCUUGACAACAAGCUGUUCAAGUUAAAGAACUGUGUCAUCCUUCCUCACAUCGGCAGUGCCACUAUCGAGACCCGCGAAACUAUGGGACAAAUGUGCGUCGACAAUGUUCUUGCUGCCUUGAACAACAAACCUGUUCCAUAUGCCUUGAAAUAGAUACACUCUCACAAUAGAAAAAGAAACAAUGAACACCACGAACAAGAAAAAGACUAGAAUAAAACAAGAAUAUAGGAUAUCCAAAAA
Molecule: messenger RNA, 1344 nt
Organism: Radiomyces spectabilis
Lineage: Eukaryota; Fungi; Mucoromycota; Mucoromycetes; Mucorales; Radiomycetaceae
Product: D-isomer specific 2-hydroxyacid dehydrogenase
Exons: 8
Coding region: 181-1257 (358 amino acids)
Cellular component (GO): cytosol
Molecular function (GO): hydroxypyruvate reductase [NAD(P)H] activity; glyoxylate reductase (NADPH) activity; NAD binding
Source: RefSeq, a predicted model, not a curated record